Pogoniulus pusillus (Red-fronted tinkerbird) is the source of this 2688-nucleotide messenger RNA. RefSeq names its product coiled-coil domain containing 30 (gene CCDC30). The coding region runs from base 124 to 2526 and encodes 800 amino acids. The transcript is spliced from 18 exons. Lineage: Eukaryota; Metazoa; Chordata; Aves; Piciformes; Lybiidae. The record is from RefSeq and is a predicted model, not a curated record.
CAACUGCUCUCCAGAGAAAUUGGCUUUCUAAGACAAACCUACAAGGAACUCCCUGCCCCUGAGGUGGACCUGCCCCACAGCAGUGGAGCUGUGCUCAGUGGCAGGACAGAGCUGCAGAAGGCCAUGGAGCACAGCAGCAGGCUGGACAAGGAGAUCCUGGCACUACGGGCACGGGUGCAGGCACUUGACCUGGAGAGAAAAGCCUUCCUUGAUCUGGUCGAGCAGCUGAAGGAGGAGAUCUCUGAGUAUCAGAGGAGCGGCAGGAGAAGGCUCCCACUGCCUGCCCCAGCCCAGGCUGAAGAAGUUGCUGUGUCCUCGCUGCAGGGCACAAAGGAUGAAGGGAGGCCUGAAGGAGGCUGUGUUUCAGGCAAGGCUGGCAUGGAUCAGGAAGACAGGCAGCAGGGUGGAGACAGACUUCAUAAACGGUGCCGAGAGGUGCUGGGAACCAGGGAGGGCAGGAGCUGGGAGCCCCCUCACAGGCUGCAGAACCUGGAACAGGAGCAGGAGGACUCGGUGGAGUGCAACGAAGAGCUGGAGUCAGCCCUGGGAGGGACACAGAUCCACAGCAGGCAGGAGAAGGAGCAGCUGGAGGCACUUCACUGCAAGAUCCUGAGCUCAGGAGCAGAGGCAGUUGGCGAGCAGGGGAGCAGAACAGAGCUGAGUGGAGAAGAGCAGGCAGCAGCUGGCACACGAGAGAUACAGCAGGUCUCUGAACUGCUCCAGGAGACAGAACAGGCUCAGGAGCUGGAGCAGGGCCAGGAAGAUCCACGUCCAGGCGAAGGAGAGCUGACUGCAGUGGGGCUGCUGGAGGAACAGAUCAAGAGCUUGAGGGAUGAACAAGACCUGCUCUGUUCUGAGUUACUGGAGAGCCACAAGAAGAGGGAGGAGCUGGAGAAGCAGCUGAAGGAGAGCAGUGAAGAGAAGCAGCUGUGGGUGGGUGAGGAGCAGGCUCUGGCUGCCCGGGCAUGGGGCCCCAGCGUGCGGGAGGAGCCCCUGCGGAUGAGCCAAGGCAUGGAGCCCGGAGACACCAGGCCCCUGCUGGCCCAGAGCGCUGCAGGCAGUGCAGGUGGCAGCGUGGCACAGAGACUGCCUGACAAGAGAUGCCAGCAGCAGGAGAAGAUGCAGCAGCUGCAGCAGGAGGCAAAGAUGCAGCAGCUGCAGCAGGAGCUGCACCACGCCCAGACCUUGUGCAGCUCGGCGGAGAGGGAGCUGAGCACUGAGAGGGAGAAGAAUGUGGAGCUGCAGAAGCAAAACCUCUUGCUCCAGCAGGAAUGCACCAAGUGGGAGAAGAGCCAGCAGAAGGUGCAGGAACUUGAGCAGGAGCUCUUGAAGAGUUCCCAGGCUGAGAGACUGCAGAGCAGCCUGCAAGAGAAACUUGCACAGGAGAAAUCCAAAGCCUGCGAAGCACAGAAAAAGAUCUCAAAACUCCAGCAAAAGCUGAAAGCUGCCCAGCAGCAGCUCCUGCUGGCAGAAGCCCGUGGGUCAGACAAGAAACUGCUGGAGGAGGAGCUGAAGGAGGCCCGAGAAAGCGAAGCUCGUUUGCAACAAGAACUUCAGGAGGAGCAGCUGAAGAGGAAGCUGCUGGAGCAGCAGGUGGAGGAGCUGCGGCAGCAGCUGCGGCAGUCGCGGGAGGCAGAGGCGUCGCUGGCCAAGAUGCAUCUGGAGCUGCAGGCCAAGACCCUGCACCUCCUGGAGGAUGAGAGGAAGAGUGACUCAAGCGAGCUCCAGCGCCAGCAGGAGAAGCAGAAGCUCUCUGAGCAACUGACGCUGCUGAAGGAGGACAACAAAGCCCUGUACGAGGAGGGAGUUGGCCUGCUGAAGCAGAAGGAGCUGUGUGUCAGGAAGUACAACGAGAUGCAGCUGCGCCACAAGGAGAAGCUCCGCAGGGCCAAGGAGACCUUCAUCCACGAGGUGAAGCAAAGGGACAGAAGGAUUAAGCAGCUGGAGAAUGAGCUCAGCCUGACAAAGCUCCAAGUGGAGAAGGGGCAGGUGCUGAUGGCACAGCUCAGUGCCAAGAACGAGAGACUACUGCAGGAAAGAAGAGAGCUCCUCCAGAAGAGAAGUGACCACGAGGAGCCCCCUUGGAGCAGCUGCUGUGCAACAGGCACCCUGCAGAGCAGGUGUGAGGUGCCAAGGGUGCAGGUCCUGGACGAGGAGGAGGUGCAGCUGCAGCACAGCAAGCUGCAGCUCUCUGGCCACCUGCCCAGCUCGCAGCGUGCGCCCAGGAGCGGCCACACAGCCGGCGUGGAGGACUCUAAGAGUGUUCACGUCCCUGAGCGCCAGCUCCAGAGUAAGCUGCUGCCAUCUCCCCAUCCCAGCUUCCCAGCACGAGAGCCACCAGACUCUCCCAGACUCUCCACCCGAGACACCAAGCCUGAAGGAGAAGCUGAAAGCCAAGACUCAGCCUUUUGCUUCUGCCCCUCUCAGCCUUCUGAGAUCAGCUACUUAAAUGUAGCUUGGCCUGGAGACACCACAGCCUGCCAGCUGCAGGAGGAGAGUCAGAGCCUCAGCUCCCAGAACUUCUAACUGGGGGAAGAGGUUUGGGGAACACGAGCUGGGCUGGGAGGUUUGGAGCUGCUGUGGCCAGCGCUGCCAAGGGCUGCAGGGGCAGAAUGGCCACAGCAGCUGGGGCAUCGCUGGGGUCAGUUCCAAUGGAUGCAUCAGCAGCUUUGGAGCAGCUCCAGCAGU